CAAGCGUUUAUAUGAGUGUGAAAGCGGUUGAACUGUGGAUAACUGUGAAUUACUGACCAAACGUAAUGUUGUACUUGUCGUAACGUGGAAGCAUGCGCAAAGGUAACGUUAUUUAGCUAACACAUUCGGCUCCCUAGUUUCCCAUUUACGGAGGCGAUAACUUGCCAAAGACAGACCGACAUCUGUCCUUCCUAUCGAGUGUUACCGCCAGCUAUUUCAGAUCGGCGAAGGCUCGUUUGCUCGCCAUAGAACUUCAUUUCAGGCGAAUGCCAACGUCAGCCAUCACACAAGCGAAAGCGGUCAGCUCGACGACAACGAAUGAGUUCAAGUCGGCGUUUAGCUGGGAGGGGGAGGGGAAGUGGAACGGCCUCACACACAGCGACAGCGAGCCAACCAGACAGAGAGAGCGACACGGCAGCAAAUCGGAGCUUUUUUUGUGUCUUUAGACAGCCACCUUCGUCGUAUUGAACUCUCCGGCGUAUUCGUUUCGCAUUUGGUUGACGGUACUCGCUACUUGAUAUGAAUCAGGCACGAUCCUCGCUCGUCUACACCGCGCGCUCCGUUAGCGUGUUGUCCCAAUUUGGUGCAGAGCCGCGAGUCGACUAGGCGGCACUGUGCUCGCCUGGAGUCUUCUACCUCCCGACCCAAGGCUGUGACGUCUGCCUGCACGCCCGGGGAGCGUCAACAAAUGACACUUUUUCCUAAGCCUAUUCUGGUUUCAUUAAGGCACGGGAUAUGAAAUUAAUCUAAAUAAAUAAACAAGUAUACUUGACGUUUUUUGUGGAUGAGCAUUUAAUGCUCCUCGGGGGUAAAUUUCAAACUUCAAAACAAAUUUACUGAUGUACAACUACCAGUGGAUGACAUUGAUGCCUCGUUUGGGAUGAGAUCAGCACAGUUCACUGUGAGAAACGUCUAUAUUUUGUACAACAUAAAUUUUUUCCUGCUGCUGAUCAUAAAGGAAUGGAAUUUUUUUAAUCAAUAUUUUAUUUUUCCUGCUGAAAGCAUAGAGUUUUGAAAAGGGAUCACCAUCCUUUUGGUAAGAAUUUGAGAGCUACUUGUUGGACACUGUUGGAUGUGAAUGGCUACCAGUUUAUGACACACUUCUGAAAUGAGAAAUGUGAUUGAAUUACCGUUUAAUUAUAUUAUUAUUAAUAGUUGAUGCUUCAGUAUUCAUCAAUGUGAAGCUACCGAUCAUGUUAAUGAUUUACUCAUGAGGUCCUUGGGGGCUACCCGGUGUCCAAGGGAACCACGUUAGUGAGCCCUGGUCUUGAGAGUUCAGUUUAAUGUUAUGCUGUGAGAUUUAAACAUUUUUUCAAUGUAAAUUAUGUGUCUUGGCUCAAUAAAUGUUGCAAAACAAUGUACAAUUCAAAGCUGUGUUGACAACAUUUUGGUUGGACUCUUUUGUGACACGAGGGCUGCAAAAUAUACACAAAUACCUCUCAGUGUGGUGCUGUGCAUUUUUACAUGACUGUGACCAACAAUGAUUGACAACUGAUUAAUUCAAUCCCUUACACAAAGUGCAAAUCGGAAUCUAUCCUGCAAUUAUAUACAAUACUAUAUAGCCCCUUUGAGUAUGUUUAAACAAUGAAGAGGCAUGUGGAGGACCAGGAACCAAUAUUUGCACCCCAGCAACCACAUCGCACCCCAGUCCAGGGCAUUGCAGAAAGCUUCCAGCACAGGGCUUUAGCCCCAACAACUACUGUGAUAGAGGCAGUCACAGACAUAAUGCAGCCGUCAUCUGGCAUCCAGUAUUCUCUUCCGCAGGGUUACCAGGUGCCGACAAUGCCUCAGAGCACAAGUGGACAUGGACUUAACAGUUCUGCACAACAUGUUGGAACCCAUGCACAUAGCAUAGCAGUCCAAUCCCAGGCCCCUGCAGUGGUCCAAGGUCACGGGCAUCCAACUGCGCCCAUGACUUCAGCGCAAGGACAGCAGCAGUUUCAGCGACUGAAGGUUGAAGAUGCUUUGUCGUAUCUCGAUCAAGUGAAGCUUCAGUUUGGAAAUCAGCCUCAAGUUUAUAAUGAUUUCCUGGAUAUUAUGAAAGAAUUCAAGUCACAGAGCAUAGACACUCCAGGUGUUAUCAGUCGUGUAUCCCAACUCUUCAAGGGCCACCCAGAUCUCAUUAUGGGCUUCAAUACUUUCUUGCCACCCGGAUAUAAAAUUGAGGUUCAAACCAACGAUCUGGUCAACGUGACGACGCCAGGCCAGAUUCACUACAUCACGCCUCAUGGUAUAUCUGUUCAAAAUAUCCCUGUAAGUGGAACACCCAGCCAGCCCGGAAACCAGCAUCAGCACCAGACGGUGCCACAGGCCAGCCCACACACCGCUACUGUCACCCCACCUGUCCCCACCCAGCCUGCAGCAAAUAAAGUCAACAAGGCCAUGCAGUCUCCAGCCCACACGCCCACCAGCCAGCCAAACCCAUCCAUCCCAACUUACUCCUCACCGCGCUCACCUUCAGUUCAGUCCCACACACCAGUCAGCAGCACACCGUCCGGUGGGCCACCUCCACAGAACAAUCAGCCAGUGGAAUUCAACCACGCCAUAAACUACGUGAACAAGAUUAAGAAUCGCUUCCAGGGUCAGCCAGACAUCUACAAAGCCUUCCUGGAAAUCCUGCAUACAUACCAGAAAGAGCAACGGAAUGCCAAGGAGGCAGGAGGCAAUUACACUCCAGCUCUAACUGAGCAGGAAGUCUACACUCAAGUGGCACGGCUCUUCAAGAACCAGGAAGACCUGCUGUCAGAAUUUGGACAGUUCCUGCCUGAUGCAAACAGCUCAAUGCUGCUCGGGAAAACUGCACCUGACAGGGCAGAGUCUGUGCGUAAUGACCAUGGCGGUACAGUCAAAAGACCCCUACCAAACAAUAAACAGAAAUUAAGCCAUAAUGGGCUAACUGUCAAAAGGCCUGGAGCUGUGGGAGUUUCACCACUUGUUAAGAAGAAACCCAAAAUAGUUGGGAAGGACCAUGGCCUAAGUGAACUCGGAAAGCAGAGCAACAGCACUGAAACCAUGUUCUUUGAUAAGGUCAAGAAAGCUCUCAGGAGUUCAGAGGCAUACGAAAGCUUCCUGCGUUGUUUACACAUCUUCAACCAGGAAGUGAUUUCACGUGCUGAAUUGGUUCAGUUAGUCAUCCCGUUUCUAGGAAAAUUCCCAGAACUUUUUACAUGGUUUAAAAACUUCCUGGGCUACCGAGAGUCCAGCCAUGGGGAAUUGAGCCAUGCGGAGAGUUUGCCGAAGGAGCGGGCAACAGAGGGCAUCGCCAUGGAGAUUGACUAUGCGUCCUGCAAGAGGCUAGGCUCCAGCUACAGGGCACUCCCGAAGAGCUACCAGCAGCCUAAAUGCACAGGAAGGACGCCACUAUGUCGAGAGGUUCUGAAUGACACAUGGGUGUCAUUUCCAUCAUGGUCUGAGGAUUCGACUUUUGUGAGCUCCAAGAAGACUCAGUAUGAAGAGCACAUUUACAGAUGUGAAGAUGAGCGUUUUGAGCUUGAUGUUGUGUUGGAGACCAAUCUUGCCACGAUUCGAGCACUCGAAUCAGUCCAACAGAGGCUUUCGCGAAUGUCUGCAGAGGAGCAGCUGCGCUUCAAGCUGGACAACACAUUGGGGGGGUCCUCAGAAGUCAUUCACCGCAAAGCUAUUCAGAGGAUAUACGGGGACCGCGCCCACGACAUCAUUGACGGUCUCAAGAAAAAUCCAACUGUGUGUGUCCCCAUAGUGCUAAAAAGGUUAAAGAUCAAAGAGGAAGAGUGGAGAGAAGCCCAGAGAGGCUUCAACAAAAUUUGGCGUGAGCAGAAUGAAAAGUAUUAUCUGAAGUCACUCGACCACCAAGGCAUCAACUUCAAACAGAAUGACACCAAAGUGUUUCGCUCCAAGACCCUCCUCACUGAAAUUGAAAUGCUGUAUGAUGAGCGGCAAGAGCGUGUCUCAGAGGACCCUGCCAUUGCCCCUCCUAGCGGCCCACACAUGAACUUGGCCUACGAAGACAGUCAGAUCCUCGAGGAUGCGGCGGCCCUCAUUAUUUAUCACGUGAAGAGACAAGUGGGCAUCCAGAAAGAUGACAAAUACAAGAUCAAACAGAUCAUACACCACUUCAUCCCCGAUCUCCUUUUUGCCCGGCGAGGUGAGCUCUCCGAUGUGGAGGACGACGAAGAGGAGGAGGAUGUGGAGGAUAUGGAUGCAGAGCCAGAUGGCGCCAAAAAACACAAUGGCCUGCCAGGCAGCAGCCCAUCAAAGUCCAAGCUCCUUUUCAGCAACACGGCCGCUCAGAAGUUGCGCGCCACAGAUGAGGCGUAUAACUUGUUCUUUGUGAACAACUACUGGUACAUCUUCCUGCGCCUUCAUCACAUCCUCUGCUCUCGCUUACUGCGAAUCUAUGGGCAGGCUGAGAAGCAGAUUGAGGAGGAUGCUCGCGAGAGAGAAUGGGAAAAGGAAAUGUUUGGCCUCCAAAAAGAAAAGAAUGAAAAUACAGCCUUCCAGCUUAAGAUGAGGGAACCUAUGGACGUUGAAGUAGAGGAUUACUAUUCUGUCUUUCUGGAAAUGGUGCGGAGCCUUUUGGAUGGUAACAUGGAACCAGCUCAGUAUGAGGAUUCCUUGAGGGAAAUGUUUACUAUCCAUGCUUACAUUGCCUUCACCAUGGACAAACUUAUCCAGAGCAUUGUCCGGCAGCUCCAACACCUCGUCACUGAUGAUGGAUGCGCACGGGUGAUGGACUUGUACCUGAGCGAAGUUGCCAAUAAAGCCACAGGUGGUUCCCUGCCCACUCAAGCAUCCCGUGCCACAGCAGAGGGCACCUAUCAGCGCAAAUCAGAGCAGCUCAUGUCUGAAGAGAACUGCUUCAAGUUGAUGUUUAUGAAGAAUCAAGACUCUGUUUGUGUGGCCAUGGAGCUGCUGGACACAGAAGAGGAGAACUCUGACGAGCCUGCAGAGAGGUGGUCGGACUAUGUGGGCAGAUACCUCAACUCAGAUUCAACUUCUGCAGAGCUGCGUGAGCAUUUGGCCCAGAAACCGGUAUUUCUGCCCAGGAACCUGAGAAGAAUAAGGAAGUGCCAGAGAGGAUGGGAACAGCUACAACAGGAGAGGAUGACUACGGGCACCACGGAUGAGUCGCAAGGUGACAAGAGCAAACUGAAGAUGGAGUGCAUGUUCAAGCUCAAAUCCUACAAGAUGGUCUAUGUCUGCAAGUCUGAGGACUUCAUGUACAGGCACACUGCUCUUAGACGAGCUCAUCAGUCCCACAAGCGAGUCCACAGACGCCUGCACAGACGUUUUCAGGCCAGGUUGGACACCUGGGCCACGGAGCACGUGACAAGCGACAUGGCCGCCGACUGCCGGAAGUGGCUGAUGGGAGAGGGACAAGAAGGCUUGCUGCCCUGCAGUACCACGUGCAAUCCAGAGGUCCUGCAUUAUCUCACUGUUAACAAGUACCGAGUCAAGUACAGAACAUAGUAGGCAAUGAUCGUAUCAGCGACCACACGGUAGGACUGUCUGUGGACAUCGAAUGAAACUUCAUUCUUCACCCUGCCUAUUCUUUUGCCAACUUUGGGCCGCUCUUUUCGUCACUUAAUGCAGGUCAAUUUCAUACUUUUCCAUGAUAGAAAAUCUGUUUUUUUUAAAAAAAAAAACAUUUUUCAGGUCGGUCUGUGUGAGAAGUUUUCUUUGCCACGGGCAAAUCCCUCCUAACUUCUUGUAAAUGGAUUUCCAGUAGCUUGGCAUCUCUCUACAAGAGAAACUGAAGCUCGGCUUACUUACGUCUUUGGGUCGCGACAAAAAUGUUGAUUGCAGCUGUAAAAGUGGGCAGCUUGUGAAUGUUUCCCUUGCUGGUAAAGGUGCACUCGUGCACGCUGGAGUCCACAGCUCUGCUAAGUUUAUUCAAUCAGGACGAGCCAACCACUUUUUGUAAAUGAUGUCCAUUAGUUGUCAUAUUUGAUGUGUAGUGCACUGUACGACACAGUGGCGAUAUUUAGCUAGACGCAGCUAAAUGCAAAAUGUAAAGUUUUUUGCUCUGUGUGUGUGCGCGUGUGUGUGUGUGUGUGUGUGUGUGUGUGUGUGUGUGUGUGUGUGUAAUUACUACAAUGGGGGGGUUGGGGGGUUGGAUGAGGGACCUGUUGGUGUGUUGGCGGUCUGGUGAAGGUAAAGCCUUUAUUUACACCACUAAUUUUAUAUGCCCUUCAAGACUAAACCGUCUAUACCUUUAAACCGUCUUUGGCAUCGCUAUGACUUAUGGUUUUAAAACGACUGACUGUAGCCAAACAGCAUUUUGUGCUCGUGUGCACAGUGUCCGUCUGUUUUUUUUUCGAGUGUCCAGUUUUCAAGACUGCAAUGAACCAACAAUGGCUUGCUCUUUGUAGUUACGUUUGUCCAAAUGACCCGUAUCUGUGUGACAGAUGCGACACAUACGAAUGUGUGUAUUUUCCCCAUGUUAAGUGUCGAUGCCUCCUCUCACAGCUGUAUAUAGUAGUUCUCUCCGUGAAUGUCAGCCAUGUACAGUAUUUGGGUCAGCUAAACCAGUCAGCAAUACUUCUACCCCACUGUGAAUGUUAAUGGUUGUAAAACAUUGUCUGCCCCCACCCCCUCCAAAGCUCACCCUGAAGUGCAAAUAUUGAUCUUGAAAUUGUAGCUCUCUUAGAUCAUAUGAGAGCAGUAAGUUUUUAUUGAUAAUGCCCCGAGGCUUUGAACCAGUAGAAUUCAGCCCGUGACUCCAACUUCCAUGUGUCACAUGCAGAUAGACAUGCAAAUACAGUACUGAAUAAACCACAACUUUACAUACGCUAUAUAAAAAGACACCAAUGCUUUUUUUUAUGUCACUGUGUGACAUGAAAUCAUACGAAACGUUUCCCGUUCCCGGUAAUAUUAGCAUUCCCCAAAUUAUUUGUAUUUGCCGAAUGCCACAAUAAUGAGAUAGUUAUUAGAGAUUUUUUUUUUCAUUACUUCAAAGUCAGAUGUUUUCAUACUGUACUGUGCGUGACUUGGUUCAAACAUUUUGGAUAUCCUUCUACAAGCUUCUUACAAUAGUCGGCAGGAAUCAUGUAUCCUAUCUCCUGACAGAACUGGUGUAACUGAGCCCACUUGGUCGGCCGGCUUGCUCGCGCGUGCCUUUUCAGCGCUGUCCAUAGAUCUGCAGUAGGAUUGAGAUCAGCUCAUGGAUUUUAUUAUCCUUUAAAAUACCUUGUAAUCAGUUUGGCGGCGUGCUAUGGGUCAUUUUCCGUUUGAAAGAUGCAUUUGUGCCAGAUCUUCAACUUCCUGUCUGAUGUCUUGAGAUCGUGCUUCAGUAUUUCCGUAUCGUUAUAAGUGCACGAGUCGCUCCUGCAGCAAAACACAACAUGCUGCUGCCACCCUCCAUGUUUCAGUUGGGAUGGUGUUCUCAGGCUUGCACGUGUAUCGAUGCUCUUUAUGGCCAAACAGCUCAAUUUUAUGUUUUGUCACGCCACCAAAAUUUAAGGUCUUUGUCCCUGUAUGCAUUUGCUUGUCUUUAAUCUCUUUUUCAUGUUGCUUUUGGAGAAAUGGCUUCUUCUUGACACACUCUUAUUAGCUUGAGCCAGCAUCUACCAAGGUCUCUUGCUUUAGAAUUUGGGUUGAUUUGGACAUUUUGGACCAAAGCACGUUUAUCAUAAUUGUUUAAACACAUUUACAGAUUCACCCCUCAGACUUGUGGACCAGUCCAUAAUUCUCUUCCCGACAACUUGGCAGAUUUCCUUUAACUUUCACAUGAUGUUACACAUAGCAGGCGUGUUUCAUGUGCGUUUUCAAAUGUUAGUUGGUGUCCGGCGGAAUCCUCGUAAUUCCAAAAGCAUCGCUUUUUAUGAUUUCUAAAAAUAACACCUACUUCUGGGGAUUAACUAAUAGUAUAGAUUUGUGGGCCAAAAAACAAAACAAAACAAAAAAAAAGUUUCCAAAUUGUAACAUAGUAGGUUUUGGCCCGAUAUCAGCCAUUUGUUGAUUGAUUCGAAGUGCGAUCUAAUCAACUCAAAUGUUGUCAAUAAACCUAGCAGAAGCCUCCAUCGCCUUAUUCUAAUCUUACUGUAUGUACCGUUCUACACUUUGAAGAAAGUAUUGAAAAAAAAAAUCCAUCCCUCGUUAUUCUCGCAUUUAGUAAAUUGAAAUAAUUUUGUGACUCUAUUUACCUAGAACAGGAAAAAUUUGGUCUGAUUUUAUGUCAGACAGUGACGACAAAAAUGUGUCUCUCUUUAUAUAGCGGAUGUGAACUACUUCUUUCAACUAUUAGUCGAUACAUUUUCCAUAGAGGAGGGAUUACUAGACUAGCAAACACACCAAAAUUUGACACCGAAAAAAAGAUUUGCAACAUUGCGGGAGGGGAAAAAAAUUGGCUAACUUUUUUAAAGUGAUGAUUACUGAACCAGCUACACAGACAAUCUUGGAGUUUGGUUUUUAUUUUUGUAUUCACUAUGUUCAUUGUGAAUGGAAUAUGCCACGUGGUUCCAAGGA
This is a messenger RNA of Hippocampus comes (tiger tail seahorse), 8445 nucleotides long. RefSeq names its product paired amphipathic helix protein Sin3a-like. Bases 1585 to 5448 code for a protein of 1287 amino acids. The transcript is spliced from 21 exons. Gene Ontology annotation, biological process: negative regulation of transcription by RNA polymerase II. The record is from RefSeq and is a predicted model, not a curated record. Gene Ontology annotation, cellular component: chromatin; Sin3-type complex. Gene Ontology annotation, molecular function: transcription corepressor activity. Lineage: Eukaryota; Metazoa; Chordata; Actinopteri; Syngnathiformes; Syngnathidae.